Molecule: messenger RNA, 630 nt
Organism: Ilex paraguariensis (yerba mate)
Lineage: Eukaryota; Viridiplantae; Streptophyta; Magnoliopsida; Aquifoliales; Aquifoliaceae
Source: the annotation of a GenBank genome assembly
AUGGAUAAAUGGGAGAAAUUACUACAGGCCGAGGAAAUGAGCCCAACAAAUAUCCCAUACAAAAAAAUGGAUCCAAACCAAGGAUUUGUGGACUCGGACAAGAAAACCCAAUCAAUCGGAUUUAUCCCACUUUAUCCCUUUUGCCAAACACACCCUCUAUUCUUUCACAUCGUCUCACGCUUCAGUGGCCUCUCCGCCCUCGCCGACUCCCUAAUCUCCGGCGAUCACAUCUCAGUCUUCUCAGAUAUUACUCUAGCGAUCACAUCUCACGCUUAUCAAAUAUCAUUCCCAAGCCCCUCCAAUCCCUCAAUUUCUCUCUCCUCUCUUUGUGCGCCGUCAUCUCCGGCGAACCCACUCCUCCGUCUCGGCCCCAUCAUCACCCCCACCAACAGAGAGAAAGAGAGACAUGGGCACUGGAAAGAAAAAGAUCGAAAUAAAGAAAAAGGAGAAAGAAUCAGACAGAUUGGUGACUUUCUCGAAGAGAUGCCAAGGAGUUUGCUUAACGAGUCCAUCAUUGCUGCGCUUGCUUUUGUUGCCGGAGGCGCCUUUCAAUGCCACAAGCGUGGGGUGAGAAUUGGAUCACUGCAACACAACAAAACGGAAGAAUGCUGGUCUGCGACAGGCUUGUGA